Messenger RNA from Hipposideros armiger (great roundleaf bat), 3617 nucleotides. It is a transcript of the gene S1PR2, whose product is annotated as sphingosine-1-phosphate receptor 2. NCBI's taxonomy places the organism in Eukaryota, Metazoa, Chordata, Mammalia, Chiroptera, Hipposideridae. Bases 1140 to 2198 code for a protein of 352 amino acids. Gene Ontology annotation, cellular component: membrane. Gene Ontology annotation, biological process: G protein-coupled receptor signaling pathway. The transcript is spliced from 3 exons. The record is from RefSeq and is a predicted model, not a curated record. Gene Ontology annotation, molecular function: sphingosine-1-phosphate receptor activity.
CAAAGGGACCCGUGAACCUCCCCCGCCAGCCCCCGAGCGCGCCGGGGCAAGCAGGCCACAUCUGGAAUUCAUUGCAGCAGCAGCCGGAAAGGGGAGAAGAGGAGGGCGGGGCGAGCGGGGGACCGAGGCGGCGCCUCUCCCCGCCCCCACUGCGUACCGGGUCCCCAGCCCCGGGACGCUGCCGAGUCCGGCGGGCAGCCCCAGCCCUAGCCGCGGCCGUCCCGGGGACGCAGACGCCAAAGCCCUUCCGGUCAGGGCAGACACCCGGGCCAGCCUAGCCAGGACGGACGCCCCUUGGUCCAGGGGGAGCAGCUGCCUGUGUCAGGCUGGAGGACAGAGAUGGCUGAACGACCCCGGAAGCCCCCCAUCACUCCCGGGCUCACCAGGAACCGGCCUAACCAGCCUUUUCUGGAACGUGGCUCUUGGCACACACAUGGUCCUUGCCAGGCGGGUUUCCAGGGACCUGGGGAGGGCUCUUCCUGUGGUCCCCCUCCCCCAUUUAGCUUAUUGCUGGAGCUUCCUCCCAGCUCCCCUCCUGAAAGGCAGACACUGCACUCCUGAGACCACCCCCUCCAAGCUGGAGGGAGGCCAUGAUGUAGGCCUCUCGUCCUCUCUGCCCACGCACCUCUUCCCGCCCCCUCCCCCUCCGGCUCAGUUUUCCUUGAGAGGGGGGUGAGUCAGGCUUUAAUGAAAAUAAAUAUUGUCCCCCCUCCCUGUGGGGCUGCACACCCCCUCACAGCUCACAUGAUUUCAGCGCAGCUGCCCCAUCCUCCCAGCCAGGACCUCCUAGACCUCCCAGAUGGGUCUCCUGUGACUCCCCCAUUUCAUAAUCCCCUCCUAGCCUUCCCCACACCGGAUGUGACUGGGGAACAAGGACUCCACCCUGUUUGUUCCAGGGGCCUCACAUCUGGAUUUCAUCCUGGUUGGGGAGGGAGGUGCCAGUGCCCUACCCACUCUGCUGGGACCCUCUGUCCAAGGGCAGGCCUAGAUGGUGCUGAUGAGAACAGGCUGUUGGGAAUCUUGCCUGGGUCAGUCAACAUCCCCUCCCAAAAGACUGGGCACCUAGUCCCGAGCAGUGUGUGGCAGUAAGAGGGGAGCUCUGACAGCCCCAUGGCCCAGGCCGGCCACUGAGCCCCACCAUGGGCAGCCUAUACUCGGAGUACCUAAACCCCACCAAGGUUCAGGAGCACUAUAAUUAUACCAAGGAGACGCUGGACACGCAGGAGACACCCUCCCGCCAGGUGGCCUCGGCCCUCAUCAUCAUCCUAUGCUGUGCCAUCGUGGUGGAGAACCUGCUGGUGCUCAUCGCAGUUGCCCGCAACAGCAAGUUCCACUCGGCCAUGUACCUGUUCCUGGGCAAUCUGGCUGCCUCAGACCUGCUGGCAGGUGUGGCCUUCAUAGCCAAUACCUUGCUCUCAGGCUCUGUCACAUUAAGGCUGACACCUGUGCAGUGGUUUGCCCGUGAGGGCUCAGCCUUCAUCACGCUCUCUGCCUCUGUCUUCAGCCUCCUAGCCAUUGCCAUUGAGCGGCAUGUGGCCAUUGCCAAGGUCAAGCUGUAUGGCAGCGACAAGAGCUGCCGCAUGCUGUUGCUCAUCGCGGCCUCAUGGCUCAUCUCACUGACUCUUGGUGGCCUGCCCAUCCUCGGCUGGAACUGCCUGGGCAACCUCGAGGCCUGCUCCACUGUUCUGCCCCUCUACGCCAAGCACUACGUGCUCUGUGUGGUAACCAUCUUCUCUGUCAUCCUACUGGCCAUCGUAGCUCUGUACGUCCGCAUUUACUGUGUGGUCCGCUCCAGCCAGGCUGAUGUGGCUGGCCCGCAGACACUGGCCCUGCUGAAGACGGUCACCAUUGUGCUAGGUGUCUUCAUUGUCUGCUGGCUGCCUGCCUUUAGCAUCCUCCUCCUGGACUAUGCCUGUCCUGUGCACUCCUGCCCUAUCCUCUAUAAGGCCCAUUACUUCUUUGCCUUCGCCACCCUCAAUUCGCUGCUCAAUCCUGUCAUCUACACGUGGCGCAGCCGGGACCUGCGGCGGGAGGUACUGCGGCCACUGCAGUGUUGGCGGCGGGCAGCAGGGGUGCAAGGACGGCGAGGCGGGACCCCGGGCCACCGCCUCCUGCCCCUCCGCAGCUCUAGCUCACUGGAAAGGGGCACCCACAUGCCCACGUCACCCACGAUUCUGGAGGGCAACACAAUGGUUUGAGGGACGAGUGGGCUGACAACCAGGCCACGGCAGAGGGCUCCGUGGAGAGGCGCCAGGUGACCUUGGACAGAGAUGCAAGGCUCCUAAGCAAGAGGGCCCACUCCACAGACCUGGGUGAUAUUGAAAAUAUUUCACGUCUGGGAUGGCUGGCUAAGGCACCGACCAGUCAGAUGGCAGAGCUGCAGCAGGGUCCUGGAGGCCAGUGCAGUGUGACUUGUGUGACUCCUUUAGAACUGGAUCAUGGGGAGUCUGGGGGACCUGGAAAGGGCCUGGGUGACAGCAGGCAGGCACUCAAGAGGAGCUCAGGGCAGGAGCAAUUUACAACCUGGUACCAAGGAUUUCAUUUCACAACUGUCCGACCGUCCACCCUGUGCCAAACUCCCCUCUCUGAAUUUAACCUGCUUGUCACCUUUUCCUGGCAACCUCAGUCCACUUCCCUGGAACCACUGUCCUCAGGAGCUGGAAGCCUCCUCCCUGACCGUUUGAGCAGUUGUAGCUAAUAGUUCUCUGGACCCAAAUCCAGAGCUUCCCCAAAUUUUAUCAGCUGCCACUUUGGCUAUUUCUUCCCUUUUCUCUUACUCCACAAGAUACCAGAAACCACGGGGUGAAUGGAGGGGUGGGGGUGGGGGGGUUGCGCUGAAUGUCAUUCUCAGACCUCAUUGGCCAAUUGCACUAUUUGGGGUGCAGAGGAAUCACCAAGGGCUAGAAAAACCAGUCUGGGGUGCUGAGGAGGGCUCUGGGUUUCUCUGGCACAGGGAAGAACUUGAGAAAGUUCUGGGGGAGCUGUUAGUCCAGGAUGUUCCCACCCACCAAAAACAACCACCCCCAAGUUAUACUCACCUCCAGCCCCAGCCAAGGUACCAGAUAUCCUAAGGCAGGGCAACCUUGAGCCCUCUGUGCCUCCUUUCAAGUUGAAUUGAACGGAGCAGAUGGUGGGGGUGCUGAGAACAUUUGUAGGGGUCUUUUCCCUAACCUGCCCCAGAAGGACUUUGCUAAAUCCUGUGGAUAUAUGGAAGGGUCAUUGCGGUACAAGUGUAUAUUUAUGUGUGUCUGUGUGUGUCUGAGUGUGCACAUGUGUGGUGCCUGUGACUCCCUGUUCUUACCACUUUUCCCCAGAAUGGAUGUUACCCUGUCUCCUCAUGUCUAUGUUGAAGCUGCCAAAGGGGGGGUCCAGUCCCCCACAGAUCCCUUUGUAAUCUCUGUCUCAUCUCCCCACUUGAGAGCUGGGCUGCAGCUCACCUCGUGGAAAGAAACCUCACGCCUCAAAAUGAUUUCUUGUGAAUGCAAAGGCUGGGGGGUGGUAUCUGGGGGGCAAGUAGCCAGCUGGGGGCUUCUCUCCCCUCAUUUGGCUCCCCAGAUAACCCCCUCCCAUCCUGAGACCAGGCCCAUGCCAAUAAACAGUUUAAUUUCUCUUUCUGA